Messenger RNA from Chlorella variabilis, 246 nucleotides. RefSeq lists its product as hypothetical. The transcript has 4 exons. Bases 1 to 246 code for a protein of 81 amino acids. The record is from RefSeq and is a predicted model, not a curated record. Gene Ontology annotation, cellular component: Golgi membrane; endoplasmic reticulum membrane; COPII-coated ER to Golgi transport vesicle. Gene Ontology annotation, biological process: endoplasmic reticulum to Golgi vesicle-mediated transport. NCBI's taxonomy places the organism in Eukaryota, Viridiplantae, Chlorophyta, Trebouxiophyceae, Chlorellales, Chlorellaceae.
AUGACGCUGUGGACGCUGCUGCAGGGUGUCCUGCUGGUCUCCAAUGGGCUGGCCAUCCUGAACAACGAGAGGUUCCUUGAAAAGUAUGGCUGGGGCUUCUCGCAGCUAGGCAACAAUCCCAUGGGCCCCUCACCAAACGCCCUCAAGUAUCAAAUCAUAGGCAUGCUGCACGCGUCAGCAUUCUUGCGAGUGCCGCUCAUAGUCCUCAAUACGCUGGUGGUGUUUGUGAAGCUGGUGUUUGGAUGA